This is a messenger RNA of Paracoccidioides brasiliensis Pb18, 210 nucleotides long. RefSeq lists its product as uncharacterized. The transcript is spliced from 2 exons. The record is from RefSeq and is a predicted model, not a curated record. Bases 1 to 210 code for a protein of 69 amino acids.
AUGGAUACCUCUGAUGAGCAAGCCAAAGUUCAACGGGAUCGCGGAUUGCAAAAUUGGAUUGCUGUAAAGCAGCGGGGACCAGGUCAGAUCCGGUUUCCAGGCCCCGAGGAGGAGGAGGAGGAGGAGCUUAUGGAUAGUGCUGGUCAGGUAUCGCAGCUUAAGGAAGAGAGCAGGGAGGUUGCGGCGGCGAAGAACAUUCGGGGUAAAUAA